This is a messenger RNA of Lathyrus sativus (Indian pea), 3102 nucleotides long. NCBI's taxonomy places the organism in Eukaryota, Viridiplantae, Streptophyta, Magnoliopsida, Fabales, Fabaceae. The record is from the annotation of a GenBank genome assembly.
AUGGGCCAACCAACUCGCCGUGAGUCAUAUUCCGGUCCCUUACCGACGACCGCGUUUCAUAAGGAUCGUCAUUAUCAUCAUCACCAUCACUAUCAUCAUAGUUAUCCUCAUGACCAGCGUCUAUUCGAGUUUACUGAUAAAGAGGAGGCUAAUAAAUUAGUCUCGCCUUUUGGCAAACUCGAACGCUUGAGUCUGGAUGAUAUUAGGGAAUCGGCCUAUGAAAUAUUUUUCACGGCUUGUCGAUCGUCUCCUGGGUUUGGCGGACGGAAUGCACAUUCAUUCCAUUCGAAUAAUAAUAAUCAGAAUGAGUCCAAGCCGAGCAACGUGGUGAUGUCGCCGACGAGUAGGGUGAAGAAGGCUUUAGGUUUGAAGAUGUUAAAAAGGUCACCGUCGAGGAGAAUGACGUCGGGUGGAAAUAGUGGAGGGUCGUCCUCGCCAAUUGGCGGAGGCAGCCCUUAUCAUCACUCCAUGUCGAUGUCGAGGCCGCGGAGGCCGAUGACAUCUGCAGAGAUCAUGAGACAACAGAUGAGAGUGACAGAGCACGAUGAUAAUCGCUUGAGAAAAAUUGUAACGAGGACCCUUGUUGGCCAAGUAGGAAGAAGGGCAGAAACAAUAAUUCUCCCAUUAGAACUUAUACGUCAUCUAAAACCAACAGAAUUCAGUGAUUCUCAUGAGCACCAUAUGUGGCAGAAGAGACAGCUCAAAGUCCUUGAACUAGGCCUUCUUAUACACCCUUCAAUACCAGUAGAAAAAAACAACACAUUCGCGACACGCCUGAGAGACAUCAUACGUAGUUGCGAGUUGAAGCCAUUAGACACCGGCAAAAACUCAGACACAAUGAGAACACUUUGUAACUCAGUUGUUUCAUUAGCAUGGAGAGGUCCAAAUGGAACACCAACUGAUAAUAGUCAUUGGGCUGAUGGUUUCCCUCUCAACAUUCACUUUUACAAUUCGCUUCUUCACGCUGUUUUCGAUAUUCGAGAUGAUACAUUAGUACUCGAUGAAGUUGAUGAAUUACUUGAGUUGAUUAAGAAGACAUGGUCUAUGUUGGGAAUAACUAAGCCAAUUCAUAAUGUGUGUUUCUCUUGGGUUUUGUUUCAACAAUAUGUAUUAACUGGUCAAGUUGAACCUGAUCUUCUUUGUGCUUCACAUGUUAUGUUGAGUGAAGUUGCUAAUGAUGCUAAGAAAGAAAAAGAAUCUUCAUAUCUUAAGUUGUUGACAUCAGUUUUGACUUCAAUGCAAAGUUGGGGUGAGAAGAGGAUGCUUAAUUAUCAUGAGUUUUUCCCUAGAGGAACUACUUGUCAAAUUGAAAGUUAUCUUCCUUUGGUUUUGUUGGCCUCGAAGAUUUUGGGUGAAAAUCUGGUGAUAUCUGAAGGGAAAGGAAGAGAGAAAGGAGACGUUACCAUUGUCGAUUCGUCUGGUGAUAGGGUUGAUUUUUAUAUUAGAUCUUCCAUGAAAAAUGCAUUUGACAAGGUGAUUGAGGUAGUGAAUGCAAAGUAUGCUGAGAUGCAAAUAAAAGGAGAACUAAGUGCAAUUCUGCUUCACCUAGCUCAAGAGACCGAAGAUUUGGCGAUAAAAGAAAGACAGAGUUUUAGUCCAAUGUUAAAGAAAUGGCACCCUGCAGCAGCUUCAGUUGCAGCCUUGAUGUUGCACAGUUGCUAUGGCCAUGUGCUAAGGCAAUAUCUAAGUGAUGUGACUUCACUCACUUGUGAGGCAGUUGAGGUACUUCAAAGAGCUGGAAAAUUAGAAAAAGUUUUUGUUCAAAUGGUUGUUGAAGAUUCUAUUGAGGGUGAUGAUAAUGGCAAAAUAGUUGUGAAAGAUAUGGUUCCUUAUGAAGUUGAUUCAGUUAUAUUGAACCUUUUGAGAAAAUGGAUAGAUGAAUCAUUGUAUAAAGGAAGGGAGUGUUUGCAAAGAGCAAAAGAAACUGAAACAUGGAAUCCAAAGUCUAAAUCAGAGCUAUAUGCACAGUCAGCAGCAGAGUUUAUGAAAUUGGCCAAGACAAGUGUGGAAGAAUUCUUUCAAAUUCCAAUAGGAAUAACUGAUGAGUUAGUUCAAGAACUUGCUGAUGGAUUGGAAGGUCUCAUCCAAGACUACAUGAUGUUUGUUGCAGCAUGUGGUUCAAAACAAAGCUAUAUUCCUGUACUUCCUUCAUUAACAAGAUGCAGCCGGGAUUCGAAGAUCCUCCAGCUGUGGAAGAAAGCAUCUCCUUGUGCUACAAACUUAUCAGAGCUAGAUCAUAUAACUGGAACAAAUGAGGGUCACAAUCCAAGACCAUCGACUAGCCGAGGCACGCAACGCCUAUACAUUCGUCUCAACACCUUACACUACCUUCUUGCUCACGUCCAUUCUCUCGAAAAAUUGCUAUCACAAAACCUCGGCCUAGUCCCUUCCACAAGACAUUGCUUCACUAACAACCUUAAAACACAAAGCAACAAAAGCGGUGCAUAUUUCGAAAUACUAAACUCCGAAAUUCAAGCAGCACUUCAACAUGUUUCCGAAGUAGCCGCGUACCGUCUCAUAUUCCUCGACUCAAACUCGGUCUUCUACGAGAGCCUCUACGUGGAAGAUGUUGCCAACUCGCGAAUUAGGCCUGCUUUAAGAAUCUUAAAACAGAAUCUCACAUUCAUGACAACACUAUUACUAGAUAGAGCUCAACCAAUGGCUAUGAAAGAAGUGAUGAGAGCCUCCUUCGAUGCAUUCCUAAUGGUUUUGCUUGCUGGUGGAAGUUCAAGAGUGUUUAACCGGUCGGAUCAGGCUAUGAUCCAAGAGGAUUUCGAGAGCUUGAACAGAGUUUUCUCCACUUGUGGUGAAGGAUUGGUGUCAGAAAAUGUUGUGGAGAGAGAGGCUGCAGUUGUGGAAGGUGUAAUAGGAUUGAUGGGACAAAAUACUGAACAAUUGAUGGAAGAUUUCAGCAUUGCAACAAGUGAAACAAGUGAGGUUGGAGUUAUGAGCAAUAAUGGACAGAAAUUUCCUUUGCCUCCUACAACUGGAAGGUGGCAUAGAUCAGAUCCUAACACAAUAUUGAGAGUUUUGUGCCAUAGAAAUGAUAGAGCUGCAAAUAAUUUCUUAAAGAGGACUUUCCAAUUACCAAAGAGGAGAUGA